Molecule: messenger RNA, 3022 nt
Organism: Hymenoscyphus albidus
Lineage: Eukaryota; Fungi; Ascomycota; Leotiomycetes; Helotiales; Helotiaceae
Source: the annotation of a GenBank genome assembly
CUGGGUGCAGUAGCAGCUGUGCACAAGACCUAAGCAGGGACAGGUAGGUAAGUAGCUGUCUAGGAAAUAAUACUCAAGUUGAAGCAAGCAGAAACACAUAGGAGACACAACGACCAAGACGUGUGAGUCUACGUAUUUGGACAUUUCUCAAGUACUUUACAAGGAUUGCGCUACUAUUGACGCAUUCCUGUCCUUGUUCUCUUAUGGCAAAGCAUGGCAUGGUCCCCAAACCCCUUCGCUCUGCCUUUCCCCACCUUCAGAUGCGCCGAGUCUCGAUGAAUCAUUGACCAAAUAUCCCAAUGAAUCCAGGAAGAAGCAUAAAACCCCCCUCGAGCCCGACGGGAAGAAAUCUUUGGCGAGUCGCCAUUGGAAGACAUGUCGUUCGCCAGGCGCAAUUCGUCCCAUAUGUACAAUGCAGCAGUCCCGAUAUCACUCUCCCUCUCCGGAUCUAGUGGUGGCCUUCACCGUGGCCUCCUUCCGCAUGUGCGUGAUCGUCCUUCAAGAACAUGUACUCAUAUCCGCAGUAUGCCGCAAAUGCCACACUCGCAAUGCCCAAUCCGGGGAAGGCGGAUUUGAAUCGGUUCCAUCGCGUGAACUGUCCAGCGUAUCUCCAGGCUUCUCUGCACGCAGCCCAUUAGCGUCAAUUGCACUCAAUUGACUCAAGAUUCGAUGUGCCUACCUCCUCCGCCAUGGAUCGUUCGCUGGAGAGCCUGAGGAUGCUACGAAGGCUCUGGGGUCGAAGCCAGUGAGGUUUGCCCGAGGGGCUCUGCGGAUGCUGUAUGAGGGCUUAGUAUCGCAGAAAGCUUAAACGUGGCAGUAAGAAUAUAUUGAACACCUACUGCGUGAGUUGCAUUUUGUCAGAUCUGAUAUUGUACACAAGGCUGUAUCAGUAUUGCAGUUGAGGCUUCAGGGCUCGCCCUCUACUUGGAGCCGCCAGGUCGGGACUUGGCGCGCUAAACCUUAAACUUGGUCCUUAGUAAGCAAAUCGCGAUAUCGAAGGCCAAUCACACUCACCCGACAAUCGCGGCGGCCCACUGCACUACCGACGAAGGAGCAAGACCAAGCGAGUGGCAUCAACAUCGCGACCCAACCCAGCCAACAAACUCAAGGACUGAACUCUGAAAUCUUCUGCUGCGGCCACUCCAGUAACAGCCACCCUAACUCAUCUACGCUCUCGCCAGCAUUUCACUUACCUCCUCGCGCGCAUCUCGUCUUCAUCCCACUUCGCACGUUCGUCCAAGGUCACGCAGCGCCUAUGAAAACCGUAUACCUCCCUCGACCAUUCCGGACUAGCAUACAUAGCACACUGAUUCAAAAUGGCUCCGGGGAUGCAACGCUUCGCCGGCGCGCCCAAUAAUCUCGCCCAUUACCAGCAGCAAUAUCCGAGUCACUCUCAGGGCCAUACGCCAGUCCUUCCUCCCCCCUCCCUCGGCAAUCCUGGUUUCAUGAAUGCCAAUUCCAUGAACAGUCCCUUCGCAGGAAAUGCUAUAGGCGUAGGAAACUUUGGUGGCUCUGGCUUAGGAAUGCCAGGCGGAAUCGGGCUGGCAAGUCAGGAAGCACAGAGGAGUUUUGCCGGCGCGUCAGUACACCAACAAGGACACAACGGCAUGAGUGAACACGGCACGAGAGGGGUUGCGAAAACGGGCAGGAUACGAGAGGUGUGGAAGAGCAAUCUGCAAGAGGAGAUGGGCAAUCUGCGAAACUUGGUGGCCAAGUAUCCUUACAUUGCAAUGGUGAGAAGGUGUUGCCCGCCAGGAGAGAACCUUCGUUGACUGACAUGCCACCAGGACACCGAAUUUCCAGGUGUUGUAGCGCGGCCGAUGGGAGCUUUUAAUGGCAAGAGUGACUAUCAUUACCAGUGUCUACGAUGUAACGUGGAUUUAUUGAAGAUAAUUCAACUCGGCAUCACCUUGUUCAACGAAGAUGGCGAGUCGCCCCCAGCAUCAAUGGACCCUAACGAUAUGCCUGUGCCUGGACGAAAAUACGGUUCAACUCAACAGAUUCCGCAUACAUGGCAGUUCAAUUUUAAAUUCUCUUUGCAGGAUGACAUGUAUUCACAAGCUUCCAUCGAAGCCCUCCAAUCCGCCCAGGUCGAAUUUGAUAGGCUCGAUAAGGAGGGUAUUGACCCGUUCGAUUUUGGUGCUCUAUUAAUCAGCUCGGGGUUAGUUUGUGACGAGGACGUUCGGUGGAUAUCGUUCCAUGGUGGUUACGACUUCGGAUAUCUCGCCAAAGUACUUCUGCGACUACCUUUACCAGACGACGAGGCGGAGUUUGACAAGCUCAUGAAAAAGUUCUUCCCCAGUAUCUACGACAUCAAAUACUUGAUGAAAUACGCCAUCCGACAACAUUCUCAAGGCCAACUAACUCUUCCACAAGAGGGUCAGACGAUUCUGUCGGCAUUUGAAUUAAAACAAGGACUCGAGAGCCUUGCUGAAUCCUUCAAGGUCAAACGACUGGGCCAAGCGCAUCAAGCUGGUUCGGACUCAUUAUUAACUGGCAAGGUUUUCUUCAAGAUGAGAGACAAGAUCUUCAAGGGUGAUAUUAGUGAUGAUCAUAUAGGAAAGGUAUGGGGAUUGGGAUUACCCGAUCAUGGUGCACCUCCCCAAGCUCAUUCUACUCCACAACACCAAUACAAUCAACUCCAGGAAAAUACCACCCCCCAGCAAAAUGGGAAUAGCUACACAAAUGGCACUCCAAGCACGCCCAAUACCAGCAACGCAGGCCUAGCAGCAACCCCAUCACAUAUCAACAAUGGAGGACUUGGAGGGCCAUUAACACCAGGAGGCGCUUUCGGUGCUUUCUCAUAUGGUGGUAGUAAAUAGGGAAGGAAAAUAAUGCAUAUCAGAUAGCCUCUUUUUUCUUUCUUUGGGAGGUGGGAAAAGAUACCUGCUGGUUUGGCUGGUGGUUGGGUGACUCUUUUCUUUUCUGCUCUCACUUAACUGGAGUUUGGACUUGGGCGUGACUUUGAUGUGUGGAACCUGGACUGAACUGGACUGGACUGGCUAGCACGGGGAGUUGGUGC